Molecule: messenger RNA, 4407 nt
Organism: Poeciliopsis prolifica (blackstripe livebearer)
Lineage: Eukaryota; Metazoa; Chordata; Actinopteri; Cyprinodontiformes; Poeciliidae
Gene: znrf1
Product: zinc and ring finger 1
Exons: 5
Coding region: 942-1595 (217 amino acids)
Source: RefSeq, a predicted model, not a curated record
CACACACGCAGAAAAAUCCAGGCCAAUCCCAUGUCGAGGAAUUAAAACAAAGUGUCGCUGCACCGACUCCCGGUCUGUCUGUGUUUGUGAUCCGAGCUUGCGCACUGAGCGCGUCUAUUGUCUGGUCAGCAGCAGCAGCAGCAGCGGCGGCGGCGAGGAGCGGAGAGGAGCGGAGAGGAGCGCCUGAUCUGAGCGCAGGGGAGCGGCUUCACUGUGACCCCGAUCUCCGGGGAGGGGGGCAGGAGGCGAAAGAGGAGGAGGAGGAGAAGAAGAAGAAGUGUCCUCUGGUUGGAGCUCACCGGACCGGACCAGCGCUCAGUGACGACGUCAUUUAUUUCCAAGACAGACCGUCUUUUAUUUUGAUUUAUUUAUUUAUUUAUUUUUUUGUCCUGGCGGUCAGACAGACAGCAACAGUUGUCACGAUGUCUGAGAUCAGAUGAGUGGAAGAGCGGCGGAGUGAAGACUGCGGCGCUCCUGCGAUCCGGACCAGCCGGGGUGAUUCAGCCGUCUGAAGCAGCUGGGACGGCGCGCAGGGGGGCGGGGAGGGAGGGGGGUGGUGGAGAGCGGCGUGCGUCUGCUUAACCUUGCGGGGAUUUUGGUUCGGCUCGGCGGCCACCCCCUCCGGUCGCGUCGAGGCUAUCUAUUUUUAAUUGUGAUAUAUUCAUUUGUCUGGUGGCUGGGGUGAAUCCAGACGUCGGGGCUGGCUCAUGUUCCGCUCGGCAGGGAAACGGGCUGUUGCGUCUGCGGAGAGUCAGAGCUGACGAGUCUGCUGAGACGCACGGACCGACGGACGGACGGAGAGACAGGCAGGCCGAGAGACAGACAGGAACGAGGGGAGGGAAGGGAAGCGGGGGUUGGGGGGGCACAGCCUGUUUGGGCUUUCUCGACCCCUUUACGGAUCGAGCCACCCAGAACCCCCGCCCGUUUCUCUCCCGCUUUGGAUGGGGGGGAAGCAGAGCACGGCAGGGCGGCCCCGGGGUGCUUUCCCCGGCGUCUCUUCGGAUGACAGCGCGGUGCCACCCUCGGCCCACUUCGGUCACUACCGGCCGAGCGGCACCAUGGGCCUGCGGAGCCGCUCGGUGAGCUCCGUGGCCGGGAUGGGCAUCGAACACAGUCCCGCCGUGCCCUUCGGCUUCUACACCCCGAGAGGGACGGACUCGGACCGAGCCGGAGGAGGGUCCGGGGGCACGACGGCGGCCCCCCACGGGACCGGCUACCAGGACUCCGGGGGCGGCGGGCAUCACACGGACGGGGUGCUCUAUUUGGGGUCCCGGGGGUCGCUGGCUGACACCUUACCCCUGCACAUUGCGCCCCGCUGGUUCAGCGCGCACAGCGGAUUCAAGUGUCCUGUCUGCUCCAAGUCUGUGGCGUCCAAUGAGAUGGAGGUCCACUUCAUCAUGUGUCUCAGCAAACCUCGCCUCUCCUACAACGAUGAUGUGUUGGCGAGGGAUGCCGGCGAGUGUGUGAUCUGUCUAGAGGAGCUGCAGCAAGGGGACACCAUAGCCAGACUGCCGUGCCUCUGCAUCUACCACAAAAGCUGUAUAGACUCCUGGUUUGAGAUCAAUCGGUCCUGCCCUGAACACCCCUCCGACUGACCCACCACCUGGCCCACUCUCGGUACUCUUCAAGGACAUAUUAGGUUCCUGCCAUGGACAUCUGGACACAGACGCUACCAAAUCUGAUUAAACAAUCAAAGCGAUCAUCGCAUACUCGCCGUGACGGAAUCCAUAGUCCUAUCAGACAACUGUUCCCUGUAAACUGAACCAAAAAGAAAAUGUGACUUUCCAACCAUCACACAUCAAAGGGCCUCUGUUAAGCUUUUCAUUUCGAAACCUGCUGAUGAUACUGCAUACAACGUGGAUCCUCUCCCGCCUCCCUUCAGACACCCCUCCAAAUCAAAGCAUGGUCUUAACAGGCCUCCCAUCUCGUCUCUGGAUCCAGGCCUGUCUGUAACUUGCGUCCAGUCCUCCCAUGGCCUUAAAGGGGUGGGGAUGGGGGGAGGAGGCAGGGCAGGGUGGGUGGAAGAGGAAAACGAACCACUUGAGGAUGAAGGAGAGGGAGAGGCAGAAAACUGCAAACAGACUUGUACAUUAUUCAGUGGGCCUCUCAUCUCACACAAACAGGACUCCAGCUUGGUGGUGAUCUCUCAUAAAAGACUGCCUCACAGUGCGCUCCUCUUUCAUAGCCCCCGCCUCAGUUCUGCUUACCUUCCGCACCAGAUUAAUAACAUCAGAAAGUACAUAAAAUGCUUUUCAGAUCAGGUCAGUGCACAUCUGAACAGGAAGAGAGAGGAACUGGCACGUCAGCCUGUCCGGUGUGUUCGCUUGGUCUGAAGAUGGGUGUGGUGGUGUGGAGAAGAGGAAGGGUCUGCACAUGCUCAGUUUCUCCUCAGUCCAGACUGGGAGGAAGCAAUGUAGUUUACGCCCUUAAAGCGUGUGGCUGUGUGUGUUUAUGGUUGGGAUGCUUCAGUGUCAGGCUUCACCGGAAUGGGUGUGCUUGUCCUUGGAUUGUGACAGGUUACUGAAGCCGUGUGUGUGUGUGUGUGUGUGUGUGUGUGUGUGUGUGUGUGUGUGUGUGUGAAAGAUUGUUGUAGAGGGCUGACUGGGACAGCGCUGUGUGUGUCUCUGUAUUGAAAUGUUUACAGUCUAGAUGUUCCCUGUGUGUGCAACUGGCAGUCCUCCCUUUACGUUGCUAAUGUUUACAGCUGCAGAAAAGCAACAUGACAUAUUGUAAAUUUCACUUGUAACCUCUCUCAGUUUUCUCUAUCAGAUCUGCCAGAUUUUUCAUGUGAAAAUUAGUCAUUUCUUAAAGAGAGAGCCUGGAGUGAGCGCGAGCGCGAGACUGUGUCCAUUCAUAUGACUGUUUGCAUGGAAGGAUUACUGAGUGGAACCAGCCAGGUACUGAACCAGAAGAGCCAAGCAACAGAAAACUUAUUAGUGUUAGGUAAUGUUCUUGCUUAGGAAAGGUCAAAACCAUCAAAAGAACCAACAAACAAAUGCUUGAAAUGUCUGUCAACACUUAAUCUGUUUAACACAGAUGCAAUAAAUGAGUUUCACAUUUUUUUAAUGACUUUUUUUUUUACUUUUCAUUUUAAAUAAAUAUUUUAGUUUGCACCCAUAAAAAUGAACAACCAAUGCAUUUGUUAAUAUGUCCUUUAAGAAUUUCAUAAAAUUUCUCCGAACUCAUAAAAUUUGCUCUGAUUAUCCACCUGAUCUAGAAAUUUAGAAUUAAAACUGAUAAAAACAGCAAAAGUCAUAAGAGUCAAAUAAAAAUGUACAACAUUCGUUACGUCCAACUAUAACUAUUAUCACUAUUAUGAUUAAAAUAUCAGGGUAUUUCUUGUUGAACUGCAGACUAUUUCUAUGUUUGGGACUGAUUUUGAUUUAAUUAUGAUUUAUCUUUUAAAAAGGCUUUUCUGAAAUUCUAACAUUACCAAAGUCACAGGGAUUGAGACACCGUAAAACUAGAGGGACAAGGAAACACUGAUGUCAAGAAUGCCUUCGAGGUAUCUGGAAAAGACAUCUCAUGAAAAGGUCAAAUCUGACUGCUUGUGGUCACUACGUCAAAUUGCUGUCAGCUUGUGACUUCAAACUUGACCCUCUGUUGUUUCUAUCUAUAUUUGAGGACUUUUAUUUUCAAAUAAGAAAGUACGAGUUUCCCCCGAAUGACCUGAAAACAGACAUGUACUUAUAUAUCCCUGAUUGGUACAAAAAAUCCCAGGGCAGUGGCAUCUUUUUAUAUCUGAAACGGUUGAGUAUAAUAUAACUAAAUCUGCAAACAUAGGAAAUUGAAAAUGACCUGUUCCCUCCUCCAACAAGGAAGAGCGAAAGAUAAAAGAUAAAGGUUCCUAAGAAAACUCGACCGUCACUAAAAGCAAAACAGGCUGCAAAAAGACUCUGCAAGGACCUUUACACAUUUUUAAAAGUAAAUAAACAAAAAUUAGGACGCAUAAGGCAACUGCAUUUGGAUUCUUCAAAAUGACUUUCUCAGUCCUCUUUUCCUUCUUCUGUUCCCUGGUUGCUCCGUUGGCUCGUAAUCCCUCCAUGACUGUUUGCGCAUGUGUGUUUGCAAAUCAAAAGGGGGCCUCUUGGCCUCUGCUACAGUCGGCUCCCCCACAUUGUGUUCCUGCUGGAAACAGAUGUAUCUGUCUGCGACUGGAGAUGCGAGGCACUCGGACCCUCAAAAGGACUCUUGUUGUUCCACUGUGCAGCCGCUGAACGGGGCUUAUUUAUUCAUUUGUUCAUAUUUAACAACAUUUGUUUAAUAUUCCAAUCAUGUGAGGUGUUACUCACUCUUCAGAAUGCCAAGAGCUGAUGUGUGAAGACUACUACGAAUCAACGUACAAACUGCAUUUACAAAGCUACUGUAAACAAAUGGUGGAAUAAAUUGUGCUAGAUGAAAAAAGUA